AUGGCGGUUGAAGCUUGUUGCUUACGGCUUCUCAUGGUACUAGUUGUGUUUCUAUUUGCAGAAUCCAAGUUCAUUGCUUACAACACAACCUCGCAGAUUGUGCCCGGAAAGCUUAACGUUCAUUUAGUCCCUCACACCCAUGACGACGUCGGAUGGGUGAAAACCGUUGAUCAGUACUACACCGGUGCCAAUAACUCCCUCCUGGGGUCUCCCGCUAGUGUUAGAAACGUGUUGGAUUCUUUAGUUCCCGCAUUGUUGGCUGAUAAGAACCGCAAGUUCAUAUAUGCGGAACAGGCAUUUUUCCAACUAUGGUGGAGAGAACAAAGCGAGGCGAUCCAAGACACAGUCAAGCAGCUAGUCAGCUCUGGUCAACUGGAAUUCAUAAAUGGGGGAAUGUGCAUGCAUGAUGAGGCUGCUACGCAUUACAUUGAUAUGAUCGAUCAGACAACUCUAGGGCAUCGAUUUAUCAAGCAAGAGUUCAAUGUGACUCCAAGAGUUGGCUGGCAAAUCGAUACUUUUGGACAUUCUUCUGUGCAGGCUUACCUUUUGGGGGCCGAGGUUGGUUUUGAUUCUCUCUUUUUUGGACGAAUUGACUACCAAGACAAGGCUAAGAGAAAAGAUGACAAAAGCCUUGAGGUUGUGUGGCGAGGUUCUAAGAGUCUCGGUUCAUCUGCACAGAUUUUUGCUGGUGCAUUCCCUGGGCUAUAUGUUCCUCCUUCAGAUAAUUUCUACUUUGAAACUGAUGACCCUGCCCCUCUUGUACAAGAUGAUAUGAAUCUAGGUGACUACAAUAUGCCGGAGCGCGUUAAUGAUUUUGUAUCUGAAGCAAUAUCACAAGCAAAUAUUACUCGUACAAAUCAUAUCAUGUGGACCAUGGGAAAAGAUUUCGCAUAUCAAUAUGCUAAUUCAUGGUUCCGUCAGAUGGACAAAUUCAUUCAUCAUGUGAAUCAAGAUGGGCGUGUCAAUGCCCUAUACUCAACCCCUUCAAUGUACACCAAUGCCAAAUAUGCCACAAAUGAGUCCUGGCCAAUCAAGAGUGAUGACUUCUUUCCAUAUGCCAGCGAUGUGAAUGCUUACUGGACUGGAUAUUUUACAAGCAGGCCAGCCCUCAAACGCUAUGUUAGAAUGAUGAGCAGCUACUACUUGGCAGCGAGGCAAUUGGAAUUUUUUAAGGGAAUACGUAAAUCAGGGCCUAACACAGAUUCUCUGGCUGACGCUUUAGCAGUUGCUCAACAUCAUGAUGCAGUUAGUGGCACAUCUCGGCAGCAUGUAGCUGAUGAUUAUACAAAACGACUUUAUAUAGGUUACAAGGAGGCUGAGAAGGUUGUUGCAGAAUCACUUUCUUGCUUGAUAAACUCAAGAUCAAGCACUGGCUGCAAGAGAUUAAUAACAAAGUUUCACCAGUGUCCACUUCUGAAUAUUAGCUAUUGCCCCCCGUCAGAAGUUGAUCUUACAAAGGGGAAAGACCUGGUUAUUGUUGUCUAUAACCCUCUGGGAUGGAGAAGAAAAGAUGUGAUAAGGAUUCCUGUUGUCAAUGAAAAUGUCACUGUAAAGGAUUCAACAGGAAAGAAAGUUGAAUCACAGAUUCUACCCCUGCUUAAUGCAUCUGUCAGCAUAAGAGAUUACCAUGUCAAGGCAUAUCUGGGUAUAGCUCCAAGUGUGACUCCAAGCUAUUGGCUUGCAUUUUCAGCAACCGUACCACCUCUUGGUUUUAGCACUUACAUUGUGUCAAGUGCCGCCACACAGACAUCUACCACUUCAAAGAGACAUACAGUGUACAAGACAGAAACAAGUCAAGAUGAAACCAUCAAAGUUGGGCCAGGAAACUUGAAACUCAUUUAUUCUGGAAAUGAUGGGGAACUGAUUCAGUACACGAACAGCAGAAGCUUGGUCAAAGAGUCGGUAAAGCAAUCAUUUAGCUAUUACCCUGGAGAUGAUGGUAGUGUGGAGAUAUUUCAUUUUUCAAAGGCCUCAGGAGCAUAUAUCUUCCGUCCUAAUGGUACAUAUCCCAUCAAAUCCAAAGAGCAGGUUUCCUUGACUGUUUUAAGGGGACCGUUGUUGGAUGAAGUGCAUCAAAGGAUCAACUCUUGGAUAUAUCAGGUGACUAGAGUGUACAAGGAAAAAGAGCAUGCUGAGAUUGAAUUUAUUAUCGGGCCUAUACCAGCUGAUGAUGGAAUAGGCAAAGAGAUUGUAACUAAGAUUACAACCAGCAUGAGAACCAACAAACAAUUCUACACAGAUUCUAACGGGCGCGAUUUUAUUCAGAGAAUUCGAGACUACAGAAAAGACUGGAACCUGGAAGUAAAUCAACCUGUUGCAGGAAACUAUCAUCCGAUUAAUCUGGGAAUCUAUAUGAAAGAUAACAACACAGAGCUGUCAGUUUUAGUGGAUAGAUCUGUAGGGGGAUCCAGCAUUGUGGACGGGCAGUUGGAACUGAUGCUUCAUAGGAGGUUGCUUGCAGACGAUGACAAAGGUAUUGCAGAACAACUAAAUGAAACUGUGUGCAUUCAAGAUGAUUGCAAAGGACUAACAAUUACAGGGAAGUACCACAUGAGAAUUGAUCCUUUAGGAGAGGGUGCUAAGUGGCGUCGAUCAUUUGGUCAGGAGAUAUAUUCUCCAUUUCUAUUAGCCUUCACAGAAAAAGAUGGAGAUAACUGGACUAGCUCACAUGUCACAACCUUUUCAGGAAUGGAUCCUUCCUAUGCUCUACCUGAUAACAUUGCCUUACUAACCCUCCAGGAGCUGGAAGAUGGAAAAGUACUCUUACGCCUGGCGCAUUUAUACGAGAUUGAAGAAGACAAGGAUCUUUCAGUGAUGGCAAGUGUGGAACUGAAAAAGGUGUUUGCAAACAAAAAGAUAAAGCAUAUAACAGAAAUGAGCUUAACUGCUAACCAAGACAGAAGGGAAAUGGAGAGGAAGAGACUGGUCUGGAAUGUAGAAGGCUCCAACAAAGAACCAAAAGCUUUGAGGGGAGGAGCUGUUGAUCCAACAAAGCUGGUGGUGGAUCUUGCUCCAAUGGAAAUUCGAACAUUUAUAGUCAACUUCUAG
Molecule: messenger RNA, 3048 nt
Organism: Fragaria vesca subsp. vesca
Lineage: Eukaryota; Viridiplantae; Streptophyta; Magnoliopsida; Rosales; Rosaceae
Product: lysosomal alpha-mannosidase-like
Exons: 29
Coding region: 1-3048 (1015 amino acids)
Biological process (GO): mannose metabolic process
Molecular function (GO): alpha-mannosidase activity; carbohydrate binding
Source: RefSeq, a predicted model, not a curated record